Molecule: messenger RNA, 2753 nt
Organism: Salmo salar (Atlantic salmon)
Lineage: Eukaryota; Metazoa; Chordata; Actinopteri; Salmoniformes; Salmonidae
Product: actin-binding Rho-activating protein
Biological process (GO): positive regulation of transcription by RNA polymerase II; positive regulation of Rho protein signal transduction
Cellular component (GO): sarcomere
Molecular function (GO): actin binding
Source: RefSeq, a predicted model, not a curated record
CCCUUUCUUAGAUUCCCUUUUCCUGCAAAAGUCAUUGUGAUUUUGAAUACAUUACAUUUCAUGCCUUCGCCAACACAAAUAUUGGUGACACAUGCGUCCAGACAGGCCACCCAACUGGAUUGACACUGUUAAACAGGAUUGCUUUUAUGGGAUUUGCUCAUUAUCGUCAACAAGGUCAUCUGAACUACUGGCAGUAUUUUGAUAGCUCUUUUCUAGACAGCAGCUUCUGCAUUGUCAUCUGACAUGUGAUAUACUGUACAGGCAGUUUGGCCUUGGAGUUGUGAUUAGCAAUCACCACCAAUGUCAUGUAGUGACAUUUGCAAGUAGUACCAUCAUCGAAAAUGCAAAUGUGGAUUAAUCUCAUUCAUGUUUGUUCUCGCUGUGUAAUAUACUGAUUGUAUGUUAUUUUUGCAAUAUCACGUACAAAAGGAUGCCCUUGGGCCUCCAUAUACAGUAACUGUAUGGACUUUGUGGUUGUCAUGUCAAAUUGGAAAAUGAUAAUGAAUAAUGCGUAGAUUAGAGUCUGGGGGCAGUACACAAGCAUGGUUACCCUGAGAACAUAAUGCAAGUCGUGAGAGGAGGCAGUGAUGCAUCCCCAUGUAUUCCUCACACCAAACAAAGCCGGACCGCGUCGAGGCGUCACAUCCAAACAAGCUUUAUAGAUCAGCUAGUCUUUGCAUUUGUCUAGGCAGUUAGCUACAUGUUUGCGCCGGUCCUUUAAGAGCUUAGCGCACCUUUGCUCUGUUGCCCUGUUUACCUCCAGAUAUGGCCCAUGGUCCGUGAGGAAAUGUGAGCACACCAAUCCCUCUAGGUUGGCAAGUGUCAGGGAAAGACGAUCAGCGGGGAGGCGGGGAUGUCUCAAAUACUUUACAACGUCAUGUAGAGUUCACACCUCCCAUUUUAAGCCGGAGUUAGGGUAGAAGGCAACAGGGCAGGCAAUUAGGGUCAGAGAGACAGUCCCACAGAGGAAGAGAGAGAAGCUUCAUGAACAUAAGCAACUAGUCUGGCAAGAGUAGAACAUUUGAAAAAAAAGCCUAACCUGACACUGACUGCACAGGCUGGCCAGAGGAAGCCUUCCACCAACAAGAACAUCAAGAAGCUGUGCACCAUCUGCAUGGUGUCCAGCCUGACCCGGAGCUGGCAGAACUGGGUGUCCGAGGUCAAGGACAAGCAGGCCAAGGAGCCAGUUGGCUGGGCUCCUGACGCCCUAAGAGAGCUUUGGGACGAACCACCAAAGACGCCAAGCACCACUAAAUUAGGAACUUGGGAGAAGAGGGUUUGUCCCAGUCAGGAUCUCACCACUGGAACCAACCUACCUGCUGAUCAGAACAACCCUUCAGCUGACCAGCAGGAGUCCCAAGGCAGCUCUCCUCCUUCCCAAUCGGUGGAUCAAAGGAAGACUCUGCUAGUGCUUCAAGGGGAGUCCCGGAUCCAGACCAAGCAGGUGGUGAAGACUGUGGCCAGCGGCAUUCAGGAGAGGAGUGUGGGCAUUACAUUUCUGACCGAGCGGAUUUGUAAGGAGGCUCCACCACCAGGGGAGAAGAUAGACAGGAUGCUGAGCAAGAGGGUGUCGCCCACACUCCGCAGAAAGUGCUCCAAUGUGUUGGAGCUGACCUGCAGCUGGAAGGAGAAGGAGCGGAAUGUUCCGUCAGAGGGAGAAUUUGGAGAUGGGCGCACCUGUAGCGUGGACACAGAGGAUAGUCGGUACUCUGAGGCAGAGGAAAGGGCCCUUGAGGCGGAGAGCGGCCAAGGUAAACCUGGACAGACAGACAGCUCUAAACCAGGACAGAUAGACAGCACUGAACCUGGACAGACAAACAGCACUGAAGCUGGACAGACAGACAGCUCUAAACCUGGACAGACAGACACCUCUAAACCUGUAAAGACAGAUAGCACUGGGUCAUCCAGGGAGGCCAAGCAGAGGGACAAUGACAGCGUCUCACCGAAAGAGAAAAUUGAGUCAUGGGUGAGGGUCAAAAUACCCUCCAUCUCAGUGGGCAGAAAGGAGUUGGAUGACGCCAACAGGAUCAAUGCUCUCUCAAGGAAGUACAGUGCUGUGGGCAAUCUGAAGAGCCGCUGGCAGAACUGGUCCUCGAUGCACACCGUCAACCAGAAGCUCAACCCCUUCAGUGAUGACUUUGACUAUGAAUACUCCAUGUCCCUACGCCUCCGCAAGGGCGAGGAGGGUUACGGACGCCCCAAAGAAGGCACGAAAACAGCCGAACGGGCCAGGCGAGCCGAGCAACACAUCCACGGUGAGAUAGCCGACAUGUGCUAUGUGAUCAGGACUAUGAAUGACCCAGAUCCCGACGGGAAGACCCGCGUCACUUUCAGAGAACUGUUUGAUAGAUACGUACGCAUCUCUGACAAGGUGGUGGGGAUUCUUCUGAGAGCCAGGAGGCAUGGGAAGGUGGCGUUCAAGGGGGAGAUGCUGUGGCAAGGGCAGGAUGAUGGUGUUAUCAUCACCCUGUUGGUGUGACGUCAUCUGAGGUGGAACCAUACAGAACUAAGGAGACAUAAGUCCUUUUUAACAUUGAAUGAUUAUGCACUGAUAGAUUUGGAUUUGUUUCUCAACAGGAACUUAGACAAUUUGCUGCUAUGUUUUACUGAAGAUUUGAUAUCAGUAUCUAACUCAAUAUUGUAUGUUAUUUUGUUGCUUACAGCUGCGGUGUAUUUAUUUCCUGUGGGCACCAGAGGUAAUGCUUGAACUUGAUUGAUUUGUGUUGGAUUAAAGCUUUUUACUAGCUUUCAAA